Messenger RNA from Leopardus geoffroyi (Geoffroy's cat), 1065 nucleotides. RefSeq names its product solute carrier family 25 member 16 (gene SLC25A16). The record is from RefSeq and is a predicted model, not a curated record. Gene Ontology annotation, cellular component: mitochondrial inner membrane. The transcript is spliced from 9 exons. Bases 127 to 1065 code for a protein of 312 amino acids. Gene Ontology annotation, biological process: transmembrane transport. Lineage: Eukaryota; Metazoa; Chordata; Mammalia; Carnivora; Felidae.
GCCGCUCGGUGUUAUUCCGUCCCGCCCGCGCGGCGGUCGGUGCUCUGCCACCGCCCGCUCUGGUCAUGUCUCCAGCCAGUGGCUUGUAAAUUGGCGACCCGACUUCUCGUCGCGGCCCUGGUCCUGAUGGCGGCGGCGGCGGCCCUGGCAGCGGCCGAUCCCCCUCCCGCGAUGCCGCAAGCGGCGGGAGCCGGAGGGCCCACCGCCCGCCGGGACUUCUACUGGCUGCGCUCCUUUCUGGCCGGAGGUAUUGCUGGAUGCUGUGCCAAAACAACAGUUGCUCCUUUGGAUCGAGUAAAGGUUUUGUUACAAGCUCACAAUCACCAUUACAAACAUUUAGGAGUAUUUUCUGCAUUGCGUGCUGUUCCCCAAAAGGAAGGAUACCUUGGAUUGUAUAAAGGGAAUGGUGCAAUGAUGAUUCGAAUCUUUCCCUAUGGUGCAAUCCAGUUUAUGGCAUUUGAGCAUUAUAAAACGGUAAUUACUACAAAACUGGGAGUUUCUGGUCAUGUGCACAGAUUAAUGGCUGGAUCCAUGGCAGGUAUGACAGCAGUUAUCUGUACCUACCCACUUGACAUGGUUAGAGUACGCCUAGCAUUCCAGGUGAAAGGGGAACACACUUAUACAGGAAUUAUUCAUGCAUUCAAAACAAUUUAUGCAAAGGAAGGUGGUUUCCUUGGAUUUUACAGAGGACUGAUGCCCACUAUAUUAGGAAUGGCUCCAUAUGCAGGUGUUUCAUUUUUUACUUUUGGUACUUUAAAGAGUGUUGGGCUUUCCCAUGCCCCUACCCUUCUUGGCAGACCUUCAUCAGACAAUCCUAAUGUCUUAGUUUUGAAAACCCACAUAAACUUACUUUGUGGUGGUGUUGCUGGAGCAAUAGCACAAACAAUAUCCUACCCAUUUGAUGUAACUCGUCGGCGAAUGCAAUUAGGAACUGUUCUUCCAGAAUUUGAAAAGUGCCUGUGUCAUCAUUUAACUAUUGUCUUUCAGUACCAUGUGGGAGACGAUGAAGUACGUCUAUGGACACCAUGGAAUUCGAAGAGGAUUAUAUCGUGGCUUAUCUCUUAA